CGGUACGUUACUAUACUACGUUUUCAAGAUGUCAGCACCGACCGACGUGACGAAGGCCGUGACAACUAUGACCGAAGGCGUGAAGAAGACCGAGGGGGCCGGGAGCGGACAUUAUGCCAACCCAUGUCCACAUCGAGAUCGUCGUGCCAACCGUUCGUCUACCUCGACUGACUCGAGGCGAUCACGAUCACCAAGGGGGUAUGAACCCAGAAGGCGUUACCCCCCACAGGGGGAAUACGAGCUGCGGGCGAGAGUGGCGGAGCUGUCCAAAGGUGUGGCUUCCAUCAAGGAGCACGUCGAUGAAGAACGUGUGAAGAAGGAAGAGAAGACCCGUAAAAAAUGGGAGAAAGAACUAUUGAAGGAGGAAGCCAGGCGAAGGGAAGAAGAGGAAGAGCGUCAGAAAGCAGAGGAAGCAGCUCGACGUGAAGCGAAGAAACAAAAGAAGGAGGAGAAGGCUAAGCAGGAUACCUUGAUUAGAGCUGAAAUGAAGAAGGAUGUUACACUUCACGCAGCUAUGAUGAUGAGCGAAAUCAAGGACGACUGGCUGCAUCAGUGGAAGACUUCGCUAUUACCGGCGAUUACAUGCGGAGCUAAGGAAGCGAAGGGGGAGAAGAAGGUAGUGUUCGUCUCCGAUGAUGAAGAUGAAUCAGACUACAAUACCGAGGGGAGUGAGACAAGUGUUACGCAAGAAUUGAGUGAGAAGACGGAAAGACUAUGUCUGUCGGAGAAGAGGAAAAGACAGGAGGACGUGAAGAUGGAGGAUAGUCCUCGGAUGGGGCUACCGGCGAAACGAACACCUCACCGACAGGGAGUGAAGCAAGUUGUCCCAAGCACGAGGUCGACUAGAUCAAAGAGUAAGGCGAAGGGCUUACGCACGCAGAUACCAGCGAAGAUACGCACACCAGUGAAGACCCCUUUAUCGAAGUUGAGAAAGUCUAAGAAGACCCCACAAAGUGGUCGUUUGACCCCGGCCAGCAAAGCAUUGGCACGGCUGAAGUACCGAGAUGCCAUCAUCAAGGAGAUCAAAGAUUGCAAUGUGGAGGAGCUGCAGCGUAUGUGUCGGGAGGAGAGUCUGCACUACGAGGGGAAGCUGGAUGCGAUUUUCGACUUGGCCGAACACCGAGCAAAACAGCAUUUCAGACGCGAGGGUGACGCAGAUUUGGAAGUCCUACGUCUGACAGAUUUGGGAGAGGCAGAAGCUGAGGUGUCUGUGGACACUGAGGGGUGAUGUGACAUUGCCCCAACACGUUGGUGGGAAGUAUGUAGAUACAUCACGCACACUCGAUGUUCCCAAGGAUACACGAGCAGUAAAUUGGAGGAUUUGCU
Messenger RNA from Chara braunii, 1326 nucleotides. Lineage: Eukaryota; Viridiplantae; Streptophyta; Charophyceae; Charales; Characeae. The record is from the annotation of a GenBank genome assembly.